UGGUACAAGAAGAAUGGAGGUGGCUAUCAGAGUAUGACAGGACCACAGCAUGUCUUCAAACAAAUCCAGUCAUCUGACAGUGGAGAGUACCACUGUGAGGCCCAGAAUGAGAUGGGGACAGACAUGUCUAGGACCAUUAACAUGGAUGUGAAGUAUACUCCAAAGAACAACUCAGUGUCAGUCAGUCCCUCUCGUGAAAUAGUGGAGGGAGGUUCAGUGACUCUGACCUGCAGCAGUGAUGCCAACCCACCUGUGGACAAAUACACCUGGUACCAGAAGAACGUAACCUCACCAAAAGCAUCAGGACAGAGUUACAGCAUCACUAACAUCAUCUCUGAGGACAGAGGAGAAUAUUACUGUGAGGCUGAGAAUAAAUAUGGACGUCUCAACUCUUCUUCUGUGUCUGUGGACGUUCAGUACGGCCCAAAGAACACCUCAGUGUCAGUCAGUCCCUCUGGUGGAAUAGUGGAGGGCAGUUCAGUGACUCUGACCUGCAGCAGUGAUGCCAACCCACCUGUGGACAAAUACACCUGGUACUUUCAAAAUGAGACUUUUCUAAAUGGAUGUGGACAGAUGUACAACAUCAGUAACUUCAAGUCUAAGGACAGUGGACAUUACCACUGUGAGGCCUGGAAUAGAAGAGGAUCUAGGAACUCUACAGCUGUGAUGAUCAUUAUACCAGGGAAACAAACCUCAGUUCUGACUACAGCUGUAGGAAUCAUAGUGGUUGUUCUGGUUCUCAUCCUCUGUUUCUCUGGACUCAUGUGGUUCAGGAAGAAGGCCUCCAAAUCCACCUCUGACACAAGAGACACAUCAGAGAAUGUACAGGGAGACUCUAGUCCAGUGUAUGAAAACGUCUCAAGCAUGACCAUGGCCCCUACUGCAGCACAGACAGCAGCCACAGAUGACCAGGAUGAUGUUCACUACUCCAGCGUCCACUUCUCUCACUCCAAAAACCAGGAAGUGCCUCUGUACUCCACCGUCCAGCUGUGUAAACCCCAGAAACAGGAAGAGGAUGUCCAGUACGAUACUGUGAAAUUCAACCUCCCCAGUGCUGCCACCCGACCCACGGCAGCACAAGCAGCUGAGGAGGACUCUUCUGAGAUCUAUAGUAGAGUCAACAAACCCAGAAGACCUGAACACAACAAACCCAGAACCAAGAAGACCUGAACGCAACAAACCCAGAACCAAGAAGACCUGAAUGCAACAAACCCAGAACCAAGAAGACCUGAAUGCAACAAACCCAGAACCAAGAAUACCUGAACACAACAAACCCUGAACCAAGAGGACCUGAACACAACAAACCCUGAACCAAGAGGACCUGAACACAACCAACCCAGAACCAAGAGGACCUGAACACAACAAACCCAGAACCAAGAACUGAAAACAACAAACUCAGAACCAAGAAGACCUUGUAUAUCUGGACCCGUAUAUUAUAACUAGUGGUAUAAUUAAGCAAUAAGGUCAGAGCCGGUGUGGGAUAUUGGCCAAUAUACUGUACCAUGGCUAAGGACUGUUCUUAAGCACGACACAACGCAGAGUUCCUGGAUACAGCCGUUAGCUGUGGUAUAUUGGUCUAUAUACUGUACCACGGCUAAGGACUGUUGUUCUGCACAACGCAGAGUGCCUUGAUACAGCCCUUAGUCGUGGUAUAUUGGUCUAUAUACUGUACCACGGCUAAGGACUGUUGUUCUGCACAACGCAGAGUGCCUUGAUACAGCCCUUAGUCGUGGUAUAUUGACCAUAUACUACAAGCACGAGGGCUUUAUUGCUAUUAUAAACUGGUUACCAACAUAAAUAGAAAGUAAACAAAUAUUUUGGUGUCAUACCAGUGUUCUAUUGUCUGAUAUACUGUAUGUGAAAUGAAAUGCGUAUUCAGCCAAUCAGCAUCCAGGACCUAAACUACCUGGUUUAUAAUAGUAUCUAGUAAUAUACAGUGCAUUCAGAAAGUAUUCAGACCCCUUGACCUUUUCCACAUUUUGUUAUGUUACAGCCACAGACUUCAAACCUCACACUCAGUGUCUAUUUAUAUAGACUUCCAGUAAGUUAACUUACAACACACUUCACUUCACUUGAUUGUCAGACGUAACAGAGUUAACUUCUAGCUGGCUAGCUAGCUUUCGGUAUCACUGAACAACAUCUGCUUCAUGUAGCUAACAAGCCAACUGAGAUAGUUAGUUCACUGAAUUCAUAUACCAGUCCAACGUCGACUCUUAAUAACACAGUAUCUUUACAUGGUUGGUUUAUUCUGUCUACAUUUCUUUACA
Messenger RNA from Oncorhynchus kisutch (coho salmon), 2267 nucleotides. Its product is annotated as B-cell receptor CD22-like. The coding region runs from base 34 to 1170 and encodes 378 amino acids. The transcript has 7 exons. Lineage: Eukaryota; Metazoa; Chordata; Actinopteri; Salmoniformes; Salmonidae. The record is from RefSeq and is a predicted model, not a curated record. Gene Ontology annotation, biological process: cell-cell adhesion. Gene Ontology annotation, cellular component: membrane.